Messenger RNA from Hydatigera taeniaeformis, 2523 nucleotides. The record is from the annotation of a GenBank genome assembly. Lineage: Eukaryota; Metazoa; Platyhelminthes; Cestoda; Cyclophyllidea; Taeniidae.
AAAGUGGUGGCAAACCUUCGUCUCUCCUUGUACUACGUCAAUCCCCAGCACGAGGCUGCGGAUGGUUACUGCGACCGAUCUUUCAACGAUAACUGGUGUGACACCUACUUCAUCAUUUGUGUUACUUCUUCGAAUUCGUAUGAAAGCAUUAAAAUUGCGAUAGCAGCAUACGACAGCGAUCGCUUCACAUCUCAUGACCUCAUUGCUAACUUUGAGAACCAUGUUGCGGAAGUUCCGAUUCCAAAUACCGUCGUAAGCGCUGAUCUCGUUAAGACAGAAAACACGGGACACAAUGAACACGUAAAUUUUAAAGAUUGUUUCCUGUUCCAUAGUAUCACAGCACUUUUGGCACUGGAGUGCAUAGAAGGCUUCUAUGGAGAAAAAUGCUCGAUUGAAUGUUUUCCAGAGAAAUAUCCCAGUAUGUUGGGGUGCCACGAAAAUGGAACAAGCAUAUGCCUUCCUGGUAAGCAGUUGGACUAUAGUGCACAUUGCUAUGCCGGCUACAAUCCUUGCGUCCCAUCUCCAUGCAAAAAUCAGGGCCAAUGUGUUAGGACUGGCGAAAAGCACGACACAUUCACUUGCAAUUGUCCAAUUCAGUGGACUGGUAAAUUAUGUCACGUGCAACGAUCGCCGUGUGAAGUGGCCAGUCAAAAAUUGGCUAAUGCAGACCUUCAAGACCUCUUUGGAAUGCACAAGAAGGACAACUAUACCUCCGUUAACGACACCAGCACUAUUAGGUCCGUCAAUGUCUGCAAAAAUGGCGGAAUCUGUGUGGAUCUAAUGGAGGACUUUAAGUUCAUUUGCAACUGCACUAGUGGUUGGAAAGGAGAAUUGUGCACAAUUCCAGAUUGGACCAACGCAAUUAUCGCAGGAUGUGUUGUAUCGGGGUUGGUUGUGAUACUUCUCUGUGCAGUUGUUCCCUGCUGUCUGCGACUGCGAGUGCUCCGUCAAAAAAAACCGAAGAUUCCCAUCGAACCACUCGUCUACGGUCAUGGUGAUGCAAAGGGUCCAGUUACUGAGCGCAUUCCCUUCAAAGAUGUUUUCUACAAUUCCGUUAUAAUGAGUGAUACAAUGGAUUCACAAAAUGCUGACAACACUCAACAGUUCUACGAAUAUUGCACGGUUACGUCUCCUUCAUCAAGGGAAGGUGAUCUAAGCAUUUCCACUUCAAAUGAUUACGAAAUUUCUAUAGAGGACAAACCACCGCCAGAGCUGCCUAUUCGUCCAGACAGUCUGGCGCCUCUACCAAAGUCGUAUAAUACUUUGAUAUGUCAGGACCGCGAUUCGCUUCCAUCCUCGCGGUCUGAGUCAGUGUACAGCCGACAGCCGCUCUUGACUCCACGAACUUCGAGCUUUUUGACUCCAAUGGAGGGGGAGGAACAUGACUCGCAGAACCCCAACGUUCUUCCAAAACGCUCCGUUGAGAAUGACGAGUCAACGCUGACAAAGCUACUCCGUAUUGCAAAGAACUCUCCAAACGAGUGCAACGUAGCCAUGAAGAAGACGUCUGUGAUUGGUUCGCAAUCGAGAAUAAACGAAAUGGUUGAACUCCCUCUCUCUAAGGGCAUACCAAAGUCGAUCGCAAUGCGCAUUGAGGCCUGGGAUUCAGAUCUCUCUACCUCAGAUGACCUCAUCGCGAGGUUUGUCUCCACCGCGGUACCGAUUUCAAGUCACACUGGCUUUAAUAGCGUUGGACUAUCGAAGGAAGAAGAAACGUCUUACAACACAGAAGUGAGAAUCGACGCAUCGGUUAAGCUCACAUGUUCUCCCCAUUAUUAUGGUGAACAAUGCGAAACUUACUGCAAACCCGAUUACAAGUCCUUCUAUUGUGGAGAAAAGGGUGAACGCAUAUGCAUUCCAGGUCAGCGAACCCCCAUUCUCACCUACAACCAAGACGGACGCUCGGCUUGCGAGUGGGAGAAGGAAUUACUUACCAGUGGUACCAACUCCAGCACUGAGAUUUGUCAAAAUGGUGGCGUUUGUCAGGACAAUCCCACCGAGUUCGGCUACACAUGCCUCUGUUCUAGCGGAUGGAAGGGACAGCACUGCGAAGAAGCAGACUAUACAGCUGUCGUCGUAGCUGUAACCGUAAUCCUACUUGCUUUGGUUAUGGUGGCCAUUUUCGUGAUAGUCAUUCGGAGAACCCGAUGGGGAUCGAAAAUUGAUCUAUCAAGUAUCGUGACUAAGUGUAGGAAACAACCACCAAGGUAUUCGAAAAGUGAUGACAGAACUGGAAGAAUUGAGGCUAUUAGCAACGAAAUUUAUGGAGAAGUACCUUCAAACGCUGUCCAAGUUGAAGUUUUAUCGGCCGAGGACGAAUAUGCGAUGCUGGAUGCGACCCCACAACCUCCAGUAGGGCGUAGAUCCUACGAAGGAGCAAUUCGUUACGCUUCACUUUUAUGGGAUAGUCCACCUGAUCCUAGUUUGGACAAAGCUACAGAAGAUAAGAUGAGGACUUUAACCCCACCGCUUGUACCUCCGAGAGCCGAACCCAACGAAAUUACGAAGUCUUUGAAUCGGUAG